UUAUGCCUGUGUUGUUUAAAGGCACGUUCCAGACUAAAGGACAUGAAAAGUGAAUGGGAAAGUGAUAUUUCUAAGUGAAAUACUAGUUCUAUUCCAAUAUGCUCUUGAGAAAGAAAUGGGUAACAAGAAUUCUGCAGGGAGGUCUGCUGCUGAUACUGGUUGUGACUGCGAUAGUUAACAUUUCAUUUAUAAAGCAGACCCAUCAGAGAAACCUUGAUCAAGCCGAAAAGAGAUCCAAGAAAAGAGAAACCCCAGCCGUCUCCGAGAAAAAAGACGAAGAGAACCCCCCCACAGAGAUAUCACUCGGUGUAACGUCAAGCAAGUCCCUGGUGUUAGUAACAAUCAAUGGAAACACGGUUUACCAGGAUGACGACUUCGAUGUCCACAGGGGAAUCCAUUUAUUGGUCCUAAAUCAAGCAACAGGCCAUGUAAUGGCAAAACAGGUGUUUGAUACGUACAGCGCAGGAGAAGACCAAGCCAUGUUAGACUUCAUUGACCGCAUCUCUAAAAAUAGAAUCUUAGUCUUCACCAUUAAAGAUGAGGGGUCAUUUCAGCUAAAACCUGAAGCCCGGGCAGUCCUGGGCAAGAUGGGCAGUGUGACAGUAGAGAAGCUAACCUUUAGGGACAUGUGGAUAUUUAUCUGCUUCAAAGGAGGUAAGGUCAUCAGUGAGCGCCACAACAAGGCUGCAAGUAUGGGAAGCUGGGGAGAUCGAAUUACUGUCACGGAGGUCGUUAAACUGGUUCCAGUACAAGAUUCUAAUUGUCCGUGGACAAAGACUGAGCCUAAGAGACAGGCAUUUUGUGAGAAGAUGGAGGGGUAUGGUAAGGUUUGUGACUGCCAAAAUCCUGACCCAAUCACAUUCCAUCCAUCAAAGUUGGACAAGGAUAAUUUGGAGAAUGUGGCCAUAACAGUGAUAGCUAGCAACAGACCCCAGUAUAUGUACAGAAUGCUUAUCAGGCUUUUGUCCACAGCUGGAGUAAAGCCAGAAAUGAUCACUGUUUUUAUUGAUGGAUUUUUCGAGGAGCCUCUUGAGGUGACGAGACUCCUAGGAUUGAGGGGGAUUCAGCACACGCCGCUGGGGAAGAAGAAUGCGAGGGUCAGUCAACACUAUAAGGCCAGUCUGACCUCUACGUUUGACCUUCAUCCAUCAGCUCUGUACACAAUAGUUAUAGAAGAGGACCUUGAUGUAUCACCUGAUUUCUUUAAUUAUUUUAGUCAGACAAUCCAUCUAAUGGAGAAAGAUGACACUCUAUACUGCAUCUCAGCAUGGAAUGACCAGGGAUACUCCCAUUCUUGUAAAGAGCCCAGCCUUCUCUACAGGGUGGAGACGAUGCCUGGUCUGGGGUGGCUACUCAAGAAAAAACUGUUCAAAACAGAACUGGAGAAACAAUGGCCAUCCCCCGAUAAACAGUGGGAUUGGGACAUGUGGAUGAGGCUGCCUACCAUGAGGAAGGGCAGAGAGUGCAUCAUCCCGGACAUUUCACGGACAUAUCACUUUGGGUCCAAAGGACUCAACAUGAAUCCUUAUUUCCAGGAAGUUUACUUCAAGAAGCAUUCCAUUCUGAAUGAGUCCAAUGUCAUUCUGAAAGAUUUAGACAGGAUGACAUCAGAGAAAUAUGAGGAGUUGAUUAAUGAGAUUCUGAAGACAGCCAAAGUGGUAGACCACACCAAAGACCCUUGUGAUAGUAGCCUCAUUCCAAAAAAUCAGGACACCGUCCAUGUGUUAUAUAUACAGAUGCAGCAUCCCACAGACUUCACUACGUGGAAACAACUUGCCAAGUGUUACCACCUUUGGGAUCUUGAUGUUCGAGGGCUUCAUAAGAGCAUGUGGCGACUUUACCUCAAUGGUACACCAGUCAUGUUGGUAGGAGUACCUCAUUCUCCAUAUCAUACACAUAAACCCAGCAACGUGACACCAUUUGUCCUUCAGGAACCGUCAAAGAAGCCAUGAUGGUAAUAUCUAGAACUCGGUUCUUCCACAGUCUACAAAUCACCAUACCGGUGGAAGGAAGAAUUUUGUAGCUUGUGUAACCAUAUUGUGUGUAGCCAUGUCGAUAUCAAGCACAACUCUACACAGAUGUCCUAAAAUAUGUAGAUGAUGGCGACGUGCUGCCAUGCCUCUCUUUGUGGAGGCUUUAGUUUGUCAUAUAUUUGAUUAAUCCUUGUGGUAUUAAUUGAUUAUUUUACACUAGUAAUUAUUAGUGUUACAAGAAUUUUGCCUUAUUUACACGUAUUUUACACUAGUUAUUAUUAGUGUUACAAGAAUUCUGCCUUAUUCAUUUUACACUAGUAAUUAUUAGUGUUACAAGAAUUCUGCCUUGUUUUGUGCUAUAAUGUACUAGGCCACUUCUGUUGAGGCUUUAUUAUUUAUUUUGAAUGCUCUUUAGGGGCAUUAAAUAAUAUUAUACAGUGUACAUUUCUUUUUUUAACACUGAACUAUAAGUGUUGUAGAUUUUGCAUCUUAUUUUUAAGAUGACAGUUUUAAGAGAAAUCUGUGUAACAAAUAUUUUUUUAUGCAUUUGCUUUAUUUAGGUAAUGAAACCUGUAAAGCCUGAAAAACCCUUAUCUUUAUUAUCAAUUGUUAUAUCAGAGUUGUUGAUUUGCAGGUGGAAUUUGCCUGAAAAUUAUUAAACUGCAGGUAAAAUUUACUAGUAGUUUGUACGUUUGAAGUUCAUAGCGUAUUGCGUGCUUGAAUUGUUAUGCAAUAUUUUGAAUUGAACUGAUUAAUUUUUGAUACAGAUUUGUGAAGAGAUUGAAUAAUCUCAUGUGUUUAAAUCUCAACUAAGAAGCAGAUAUUCUAGUCAGAAAUCUUUUAUAUUUAUUAUGUUUAUUUUUUGUUAAAUCGUUGUUCUAUACUUUCCAAUAAUGUUACCUAAGUGUCACCCCCUCGGCAUGAAAUGCUGUUUUUUUUCUGCGUACACCUGUAUUUUACACCUGUUGGUUCUCCUGAUAUGUAUAUUACUGCUGUUAUUUUUGAGUCAUAACACAGGUUGUGAGUUAACAUGUUAAUCUAUGCAAUUUAUUUUGAAACUGUUAAUUUUUGAGAGAGAGAUAUUUUGUUACAUUGUAUAUUUUCCUAAGAAUAUUUUUUUAUCUCAUUUUUUGUUCUCAUUAUAUUCAACUUUUUCCUUUUUGAAAUUCAAUAUAAAUGACUCUUCCUCUUCUGUUCAAUAAAUUGAUGAAGACAAUAAUUACACUGGUGAAAUGGCUAAUUCAUUUCCACACUGACCACCAUUUGCUCACAAAAAUAAUUGAAUUAUGUUUUAUCAAAGAUAGUGCUCAAAUGUCAACUUCAGUAUAUUUUUGGUGCAAUAGUUUUACCCUUUAAUUGCUCCUGAGUUGAUGAUUUAGUCAUCUAUGUUGCCUUGUGAUUCAGUAUUAUGAAAAUCUUGAAUGUGUUAGUCUUUGCAAUAAUACACUUAACAUAUUUUUACCUCAUUUGUUUAUUCAACAAUCAACAAACUCAGAAAGGUACAGACCAAAAACUUGCACAAAAAUCAAAUUAGUUUCAGGUCCAUUGUCUUAUUAUAUUUUAAGUUGAUUUUACAAUAAUUUAAGUACUUAGUAACUGUGUUCAACAUUUAAUACUUCAACUUUUCCUGAAAAAGGAAUUUUUUCGUUAAUAAUCUAGUCUUAGCUGUAAA
Saccostrea echinata is the source of this 3645-nucleotide messenger RNA. RefSeq names its product protein O-linked-mannose beta-1,2-N-acetylglucosaminyltransferase 1-like. Gene Ontology annotation, cellular component: Golgi membrane. Gene Ontology annotation, molecular function: beta-1,3-galactosyl-O-glycosyl-glycoprotein beta-1,3-N-acetylglucosaminyltransferase activity. Lineage: Eukaryota; Metazoa; Mollusca; Bivalvia; Ostreida; Ostreidae. The coding region runs from base 99 to 1952 and encodes 617 amino acids. The transcript has 21 exons. The record is from RefSeq and is a predicted model, not a curated record. Gene Ontology annotation, biological process: protein O-linked glycosylation via N-acetylgalactosamine.